UUAAUAUUCCAAAUAUCGUUUUUAAGACCUGGCCCAUUGUUGUUCGAACAUUUUUGCAACGACUUAUUAGUUUGAGUACUUUGCUGCUGUAGUGUACGUGGACACGUGGCCAGAUUAUUCUUGUUAAAAGUUUUACAUUAAAAAAAUGAGGGAAGUUAUUUCUAUCCAUCUUGGUCAAGCCGGCAUACAAAUUGGGAACUCCUGUUGGGAACUUUAUUGCUUGGAGCAUAAACUGGAUAAAAAUGGUUAUUUUAGCAACAACCUUGAUUCACAGGAUGAAAGCUUCUGCACAUUCUUUUCAUCCACGAGCAGUGGCAAACAUGUACCAAGAUCAAUAUUUGUAGAUUUGGAACCGUCGGUUAUUGAUGGUGUACGUCAUGGUCCAUACCGAGAACUCUACCAUCCAGAACAACUUAUCAGUGGUAAAGAAGAUGCUGCUAACAAUUAUGCAAGAGGUCAUUAUACGGUUGGAAAAUCGAUAAGUGAUCAGGUUUCCGAUCGAAUCAGAAAAUUGGCUGAACAAUGCACGGGCCUCCAAGGAUUUUUAGUAUUUCAUUCGUUCGGUGGAGGAACAGGUUCAGGUUUUACAUCAUUGCUUAUGGAACGGUUGUCAGUGGAUUAUGGUAAAAAAAGCAAAUUACAAUUUGGGGUGUAUCCUGCGCCAAAUCAAUCUACAGCAGUUGUUGAACCCUACAAUGCUAUUUUAACCACUCAUUCCAACCUAGAACAUUCUGACUGCGCAUUUAUGGUAGAUAAUGAAGCUAUUUUUGAUAUUUGUAAUCGACAUUUACAAGUAUCCUACCCAGGCUAUAAUAACUUGAACCGUUUGAUAUCUCAAGUGGUUUCAUCUACUACAGCCUCAUUAAGAUUUGAUGGUUCCAUGAACGUAGACCUUACGGAAUUCCAAACAAAUCUUGUUCCAUUCCCCAGAAUUCAUUUUCCACUUGUCUCCUACGCGCCAAUAAUAUCGGCUGAAAAGGCUUUUCAUGAACAGUUUACAGUGGGAGAAAUUACAAACGCUGCUUUUGAACCUGCGAAUCAAAUGGUUAAAUGUGAUCCACGAAAAGGAAAAUAUAUGGCAUGUUGUUUACUGUAUCGAGGAGAUGUCGUACCAAAAGACGUAAAUAGUGCUAUUUCCGUAAUAAAAAACAGAAAAAGUAUUCAAUUUGUCGACUGGUGUCCUACAGGAUUUAAAGUGGGCAUUAACUACCAACCCCCUACAGUUGUACCUGAAGGAGAUUUAGCCCACGUUGGUCGAGCUGUUUGUAUGAUGUCUAACACAACAGCAAUCGCUGAAGCAUGGUCUAAACUCAAUUAUAAAUUUGACAAGAUGUAUGCAAAAAGGGCGUUUGUUCAUUGGUAUGUUGGAGAAGGCAUGGAAGAAGGUGAAUUUACUGAAGCUCGAGAAGAUUUGGCCGCUUUAGAAAAAGAUUACCAAGAAGUGAAUGAAGAUACACCGGAUUUUGAAGCAACAAGUGAAGUAUUUUAAUAUUAUUUAUUUAGUCUUUAUGUUAUAGUUUUGUUAUUUGCUUUUAUGUUAUUGUAUUUCAUUAUAUUAUUAUUUUAUACUAUCAUUAAAUAAAUUUUAACAUUAGUAAAAAAUUUAUACUUGGACUAUCUGCAAAAUUUUUUAAAAUUAUAUAUUUUUCUAUAUGUGCUAAUCUAUAAGAUGUUAAAUUUUGAAAUUUUACAAACUAAUAUGAGUAAACUAGUAUUGUUAUUAAUUAUUAUUAAGCUGCCUAUACAUAUUUGUUAAAGUUUAUUUUCCAAUAUUAAAUCUUUUUAAAUU
Anthonomus grandis grandis is the source of this 1789-nucleotide messenger RNA. RefSeq names its product tubulin alpha-8 chain-like. Gene Ontology annotation, molecular function: GTP binding; structural constituent of cytoskeleton. The record is from RefSeq and is a predicted model, not a curated record. Bases 146 to 1489 code for a protein of 447 amino acids. NCBI's taxonomy places the organism in Eukaryota, Metazoa, Arthropoda, Insecta, Coleoptera, Curculionidae. Gene Ontology annotation, biological process: mitotic cell cycle; microtubule cytoskeleton organization. Gene Ontology annotation, cellular component: microtubule; cytoplasm. The transcript has 8 exons.